Wasmannia auropunctata (little fire ant) is the source of this 689-nucleotide messenger RNA. Its product is annotated as tubulin-specific chaperone E-like. Lineage: Eukaryota; Metazoa; Arthropoda; Insecta; Hymenoptera; Formicidae. The record is from RefSeq and is a predicted model, not a curated record. Bases 86 to 661 code for a protein of 191 amino acids. Gene Ontology annotation, molecular function: protein binding. The transcript has 2 exons.
GCCGCCUCGAUUAAAGGACCGCACUCCCUCGCCCGUGUUCCUUCGUGCUCUAGCUGACGACUGUCAUUCUGUCAUCUUUUUAGGUAUGGUAGAGGAUAGAAAGUAUGAGAUUCCAAGCCGUAUCGAGUGCGACGGAUAUCGAGGUACGUUGAAAUACGUCGGACCCGUUGGGAACACCAAGGGCGAGUGGUUCGGCGUGGACUGGGACGAUUCGACUCGUGGCAAGCACAAUGGCACGUACGAAGGAGUAGAGUAUUUUCAAGCCAGACAUUCCACAUCGGGCUCCUUCAUACGACCGGGCAAAGCCAAGUUUGGGAUAUCUUGUCCGCAAGCCAUCAAAAUGCGCUAUGGGCUAAUCGACGACGAAUUGGCCGGCAUAGACAGGGACGAGGUGUCGAGUUUGAGGAAAGAGAUCAACGCACCGUUUUUAGAGCUCGUUGGCUUCUCCAAGGUGAACAAGAAACAGAGCAAGUUUGACGAACUGAAAAUAGUGUGGCUGAGGGAACAGUGCGUAUCCGAUGCGGGUGGGCCAAGGGAAUUGGAAGAAUUGUGUCCUAAUUUGGAGGAACUGGAUUUGUCUAGAAAUUUAAUAAAUUCGUGGAAAAUCGUUGCAGAUAUAUGCUCGCAGCUUCGUUCUCUGACGCGUCUUAAUGUCAGGUGAGCCCUACAAAAUUUCUUUAUUUUGACUC